Brienomyrus brachyistius is the source of this 2087-nucleotide messenger RNA. RefSeq names its product IGF-like family receptor 1 (gene igflr1). Gene Ontology annotation, molecular function: protein binding. The coding region runs from base 70 to 1104 and encodes 344 amino acids. The transcript has 8 exons. NCBI's taxonomy places the organism in Eukaryota, Metazoa, Chordata, Actinopteri, Osteoglossiformes, Mormyridae. The record is from RefSeq and is a predicted model, not a curated record.
UUCCGGGCUCCACCUACUGAAGUUUAGUUGGGUUUUGCAAAUACUAAUAAUUCAGUAACCAGUGAAGACAUGUCUUUAAAAGAGUUUUUAUUAAUCUUCUUCGUCGUUAGUUUUGUGAGAUCAACCUCAGAACGUACCAGUUUCUCAAACAGAUGCACGGAUGAUUUAGAAACUUUCUGGCAAAAGGAUGAGAAUGCUUGUCGACGAUGCGACGAAGUUUUUACGUUACCGCCAGGGCAUGCAUUUUCUCCAAACUGUGGGAUGGAUGAUGCGGGAGGUCAGCAUGUUCCAAUAUAUGUUGCCUGUACUGAUGGCACAUAUUAUGAUGGCAGUACCAGUAAAUGCCAGCCCUGCACAAUUUGCCCAUCUAAUCAGAAGACCUGGAUGCCGUGCAAUGCCACCAUGGAUACACAGUGCUAUGAAAUGGGAGGGACUACUACCAGUGGAGAGACCCACCAAGUGACAACCCAGGAUCCUCAGUGCAGUGGAACCGAGCAGCUGGACCAGACCAAGCGGUCUGAGUCACCAAGUAAUAUCACUGACAUGCUAAACCCGAGCCCGAUGGUGUGGAUUGUCCUUUCUGUCACUUUACUAUUAUGUCUAAUCAGCAUAUACUUAUUCUGUUCAAUGAAGAGGAAAAGAGGAGGAUUACAUGUCAGUAACACUGGUGUGCUUGGAAAAAAACAGUACAUUGAAGUGCGCAGUUUGGAAACGAUGAUAAGUGCAAAUGACAUCAGAUAUCUUCCACCGCACAAGAAGAAGCAACUGUCUGAUAUUCUGGCUCCCGGCAUUAACGGCGCCCCACUUUGGACAGUGCUGGACAACCUGGAUGUGCUAGAGGAGCUGAUCAUGUUGCUGGACCCCGAGUGCACUGCUGCUAAGACCACUCGCCAUGUGGCUGCCCAGUGUUCAUUCUCAGCUACCUGGAUCAACUACAUUUACUCCAUGCGAGACACCAAGAGUCCUUUUAAAACUGUGCUUGAGAGAAUUACAACGGAAUUCCCGGAGUGGACCGUUGGCGACCUUGCGAAGCUGUUUGCGGGCAUUGGCCGCGGCGAUGCAGUGACGGUGCUCGCAAAGCUUCCUGAAUGGAAAGCCGUUUGAGUCUAUAUUGCUAGAAUGCAUGCAGUAAAUACAAUAUAUUUUUGCAUUUCUUGCCGUAUGUCCCAUUUUGAGUGAAAUCUUUCUGGGGAAAGGUUCAUUCUACAAACGUUUCACAGAACUUUAUUAUUUUCUGCCUUAGUGGUGACUCUACAGCAGUGGUUCUCAAACUUUGGGGCACAUCCCCCUCCCUGAGGGUCAUACAGAUCAUAUGGCUGGGGGGGAGGGGGCACAUGACUGAGAUUUAGGCAAACAUGUCAUCUUAGACUAAUAGCCAGUUGGGAUUUUUUUCCUCAAUUUUUACAGUGUUUAUCAUAUUAUUCCAAUACAUUAAAAAGUUUUAAUCCAAUACAUAAAAAAUGUUUGAGCGGAGUGCACAAAGUUUGAAGACCACUGCUCUAAAGAAAUGAAGCCUUUUACUUUAUCUUACCAACUUUGUGUUUUUAGAAGUAAAUAGAUUUCAAUCUUGGCGUUUGCAACUUGUUCCAAAAAAGCUGAGACAGGCAACAACUUUUGAACAUUCCAAAAUCCUCCUAGAACUGGUAUAAUGCUCAAGUUAUAAAAGCUUCCAUGAAAGAAUGCAGGGAUGGAAGAUUACCGACAUUCCGCAAUAGAUUUCAAUCGUAUCAUUCACUCAGAUUUCUCCAUAUUCUCAGAAUAUUUUAAUACUACUACUUACUGCAGAAGGUGAAUUUUGAAAAUUCCUUUCAAUUGCGCUUUGAGAAAUGUUAAGAUGUUGUAUUAUUCAAUUACAUUGUGGUCCUUCAAAGAGGAUUUAUAGUUACGGUUUUAUUUGCAUUGUAUACCAUACCAUUUUUUAAAAACUGGAGUUACUAAGAAAACUACACCAAGAUGUGUCAAAAUAAACUAAUAUGGAUAAGGAAACAUCAUAAAAAUUGCUUAAUUUUGUAGUUUUUUUUAUUCAAAGAAUGUCAUGCUUCAGAUAUACUAAAGAUCUGAGUAUUAAAAACUGUACUACUGCAUAA